Hevea brasiliensis (rubber tree) is the source of this 1570-nucleotide messenger RNA. Its product is annotated as protein EI24 homolog. The transcript is spliced from 12 exons. Gene Ontology annotation, cellular component: endoplasmic reticulum. Bases 180 to 1202 code for a protein of 340 amino acids. The record is from RefSeq and is a predicted model, not a curated record. Gene Ontology annotation, biological process: macroautophagy. NCBI's taxonomy places the organism in Eukaryota, Viridiplantae, Streptophyta, Magnoliopsida, Malpighiales, Euphorbiaceae.
CACAGGAGCUCGGGCCUCAGACUUCUGAAACAAUCUCCAUGGACUGGAAGAUUCCCCAAGCCCAACCUUUUCUGUAUCAUAGCAUUGCCAGCCAAAUUCAGAGCUGAACAGCUGCUUAUAUUUUAUGGUGAAGCACCCUUUGUGCCUUUUAGUUUCGGUCUCUGUUAUCUCUGUCCGGAAUGGAAACAGCAAAGCCAUUAAGAAGAGUGUUCCGAAUGAAAGUAAAGCAAGCAUCUUUGCUAUGGCUUGAGGGUUUUCGAGAAGCUUGUUGCCUGCACAGAGUAGUUAUUCUUUGUCUCAGGUCAAGAAAGCUUUUGAUUAGAACAGGGCAGUGUUUUCUCUUGAAUGGCUUCUUUUUCUUGGGAAGUAUUUUUGUCCUGAACUCAGUCGUCAUCCCAACAUUACAAUGGAUACUACCUGAUCAGUAUUCAGAUAUUAGUUCUCAAGAGCCAUGCACAUUCAGCAGUAUUUUAAAACUUUAUUCUUUUUUACGCGUUGUACUCAUACAACUCUUUUAUGUGUUUUGGUUCUACCCAUUAUAUAUAUUUAGCUUUAUUCUGAGCACUAUCUGGUACAAUGAAAUUGCUAAGUUUGGUUUUGCUGCAAUGGGAAGAGAUGAACGUAUCGUAUUGGAACCCUUAAGCCAGGAUGAUCCAACAACAACCUCAGACAACUCAGGUUCAACAGAAAAGCCUGCUGGUCUAGGAGGGGUUAUGAUUGGAAUUGGGGAGCAGUUGUAUUCUAUAUUGCUUUUGAGCUUCUUCUUUCUAGAGGUUUAUGCUACAGGAUUCAUACCAUAUAUAGGGAAGGCACUCAAUUUUGUACUUCUUUCCUGGAUGUAUGCUUAUUACUGUUUUGAGUACAAGUGGAAUUUGUCUGAAGUGGCACUGGACAGACGGCUGGACUUCUUUGAAUCUAACUGGGCUUUUUUUGCUGGUUUUGGAAGCCCUUGUGUUCUGGCUAUUUUCUUCUUUUCUCCUCUUGUGAGCUACGGUGUCAUGGCUGUUCUUUUCCCGCUGUUUGUUUUGACUGCAACAAGCUCAGGAGCCGAGCAACUCGUCUCCUCUCAAAGAAGAAAAUGGAAAGGUGCAGGGUUGGGAAGGCUUCCAAUAUUUUAUGCAGCAGAUACAUUAUCGAUGUGGAUCUUAUCUCUCAUCCCUUUAGAAUCACAUGAGCAAAUGCAAGACAACAAGGAACUCUAAGGUCCGACUUGAUUCUUACACCAUGUGAAAAAUUAUGCACAUACAGUACAAGCAGUUUAGCCAAGCAAACAUGCUCGACAUAUUAGAGAAAUGAAAUGCAAAGUCUCAUGGUAAAGCAUGCCUCCCAUUGUGUCAAAGGAAUCAUGGUGUACCUCGUGUAGAUAGAAAAUCAGGUGUCACUUGAGUAUCUGUACAGCAUGUUUCAUUUAACUCUUGAAGGAAGUAUGUAGAGUCACUGCACCAUGAAAACUAUAUCUAUAUAUGUAUAUACACUCAGACUGAUCAAAUUUGGGAAAUUGUCGUUGAACAGAAUGUCUCCAUAAUUCUGUCAAUAAACAGUAAAGAGGAGUUCUCUCUUUUCCUCUUGA